Messenger RNA from Penicillium oxalicum, 201 nucleotides. RefSeq lists its product as uncharacterized. The transcript has 2 exons. The record is from RefSeq and is a predicted model, not a curated record. Lineage: Eukaryota; Fungi; Ascomycota; Eurotiomycetes; Eurotiales; Aspergillaceae. The coding region runs from base 1 to 201 and encodes 66 amino acids.
AUGGAUUGGAAGUUUGGUCAACGAGACCGGCAGGUUGAGUUUGAAUGGGGUCUUGAGGGCUUCUUAUGCGGAAUUGCCGCUCCGGCUGACGACUGUUACGGCGGAAUUUCGACAGCUUCGGCAACAUGGUGUCUGCUCGACCUGUUUGUGUUGCUAGUACUAGUAGUUGCGUUGAAGCUGGGUUACGUGCUGCCCACAUAG